Messenger RNA from Ixodes scapularis (black-legged tick), 435 nucleotides. RefSeq lists its product as uncharacterized. The coding region runs from base 23 to 415 and encodes 130 amino acids. The transcript is spliced from 3 exons. The record is from RefSeq and is a predicted model, not a curated record. NCBI's taxonomy places the organism in Eukaryota, Metazoa, Arthropoda, Arachnida, Ixodida, Ixodidae.
ACCAAGUAUAAGCGCCAGCCGCAUGUCCGCCCACGAGUGUUGGGACAACGGUAAACCCAAGUGGAAGAAAACAGACUCCGAGAAGAAUCGGGGCAUCCACGCAACAGGAGGGGGCACUGGUAUCGCACCCGCUGAACAAUGGGCCCGUCCCUCCAUCUUGUGGGGGCACUGGUGCCCCACAUGGCAAUGCGGCUGCCAAGCCCGUACAACAGUGGCAGCGCCCGCGCUGGUUGGCCGGUGCUCUCAAUGCUGCCAGCCGCCUUUCCCGAAGCCACAGUGGACGAGCAUGACGACUGGCAUGAUGCCUGAUUCACCUGCCUCACCGCUGCUGGACUGGGGUGGCAUCAUGGAGGUUGCGGUUGCUGCGUCACCAACCAAGCCCCACCUCCUCUACCUCCUCAGCCGCCACGUGUGAUUUUCCGAGUGAAGACAACU